AUGGCGGGUCCCGCCGCCCGGCCCCUCCGCGGCAAGUCCUUCUACCUCGACGUGCCGAGCGGCCCGAGCGCCCGGCAGCUGGCGGCGGUCAUCGGCCGCCUGGGCGGGGUGACUGAAAACUUCCUAAGCAAAGAAGUCACCUACGUGGUAUCCAGCAACAGAGAAGCCAAAGGAGGCAAAGGCAGAGCUUGGGCUGAGAGGCGGAGCAGCACAAGUGCCAAAGAUGCCAAAGCCACAGGCCCAGUGCCUUCUGCCUCCAAAGGGACCCAGACCAGACCUCACCAGAAGCCACCAGACGCUGUGCUGAUCAGCAGGGGAAAGGAGCUGCUGCAGAAGGCCAUGAAGAAUCAGGACACCUGCAGUGGCAGCAGCAUCCUGGCCAACGCUCGCCUGUGGGGAGUCCAGAUCUUGCACGUGGAUGAAAUGCUGUCGUACACCCAGCAGCUGCUGCACGCCGUCCCGGCCGGGAGCAAGCGGAGCCAGGAGUCUGAGGCGAAGUGCCCUGCCUCCAGAUCGAAGACUCACAAAGGAAAAUUGAAGCCCCCUUUCCUGAAGGUUGAAGACCAGAGCAGGCAGUUCAGACCCUUCCAUCACCAGUUCAAAAGCUUUCCCAACAUCAACUUUCUGGCACCCAAAAGCUCCAGCCCAUUUGAGCCUCUGAAAAGCUUCUCCAACUCCUGCAGAGCCAGGGGAGUGGAGGGCUCUCCAGGGCGCAGUGCAGGGGAGAAGAGCCCCCGCUCCACACCAGUCACUGUGCCGAGGAGAAGAAGGGGGUUCUGUGAGUGCUGCCAGGAGACCUUCGAGGAGCUACAGAAGCACCUGCGGAGCCCCGGCCACGAGCGCUUCGCGCGGGACGCCUCGCACUACGCGGCCCUGGACCGCCUCAUCGCCCAGCUCCUGCCCAGGGUGCCUGGGUCCUGCCUGACGGCCGAACGCGCGGCGCCUCACACGCCCGUCGCUGGCGGAACCCAGAUGCUGACAGCACAGCUGAGAUGGGACAGGGAGCAGCCUGAGCCGGGGGCUGUGGAGCUGGGAACUGCCACGGAGCACCAUCGUGGCCUGAAGACUGAGAGCUGUUCCCCUUGCCUGCCCAGGGACAGGGUCAGUAACCCCAGAGGAGGAGGGGGGGUGUCCAAGGACUGCUCAGGGGGGCUGCCCGCUGGAGGGGCCUGUGCUGCCCGUGACCCUCCAGAGGGAUCUGCCCCUGGGGGGCUGGAUGGGAGCUCAGCCCCUGGCCUGGGCUGGGGGACUCACAGAGCCACUGCUCACAGACCAGAGGCAACUGCUGCUUCAUCUGAACCUCUCAGACAGCAAGUGCCUGGGGCUAUCUGCCAUCUCCCACCAGCACUGCCCACCUCCAGGAAACGCCGGCUCUCCUCCAGACGUGGCACCCCGGGGAAGAGGCCCCGGCUGGAGCUGGCUGGGGGUGGCUUCUCUGCAUGUGGGCAGAGGACUGUGGUGGAGGGGGAGCUGGGGGGCUGGGGGGCAGGACAGAUGCCUGAGCCAGGCUGUCCCAGGGUGCUGGGGGCAGGCAACGUGCCCUCGAGCACACAGCUCUCUAACACACCUCACGGCUGCCUUGGCUCGGGCUGGUACCCGUGUGGGAGACCUGGGCACCCUGUGUCAGGGCCAGGUUCCCUUCAGGCCGUGUCUGGGGCUGUUGGUCCUGCAGAGCCUGCUGCAGCCCACGAGUGUGGCCAGGGCAGACUGGACUAG
This is a messenger RNA of Colius striatus (speckled mousebird), 1716 nucleotides long. Its product is annotated as protein DBF4 homolog B-like. The record is from RefSeq and is a predicted model, not a curated record. The coding region runs from base 1 to 1716 and encodes 571 amino acids. The transcript has 12 exons. Gene Ontology annotation, biological process: regulation of cell cycle phase transition; positive regulation of nuclear cell cycle DNA replication. Gene Ontology annotation, molecular function: zinc ion binding; protein serine/threonine kinase activator activity; nucleic acid binding. Gene Ontology annotation, cellular component: Dbf4-dependent protein kinase complex; nucleus. NCBI's taxonomy places the organism in Eukaryota, Metazoa, Chordata, Aves, Coliiformes, Coliidae.